AUGAACGACCUUCGAAUGCACAAGUUAUAACAAUUCUUCUCUAAGUCGAACAUCUAUCAAAAUAAUUCGAUUUAACAAAUAGAACGGUAGAAGUUGACAAUCUCCAAUGAUGUAGAACUUAAAGAUUAAUCACAAAUUGAAGAUAAGAUGAUUCAUGUUGUUCGGCCUUAUUAAACUGAUUUUGAUAAAGAUAUGUGUAAUAGCAUUUUAAAUACUUAGAUCUCAUGGCUAAACCUCUGAUACAACCAUUAAUUUAAUUGAACAUUGUUAGUAAACCUGAAAUCAAUAAUGUGAAUCUAUCGCACUAAUUGCAUAACUAGUUAGACAAAGCAAUCAAAAGAUCUGAGAAUUUUCUAACUCUCAAAAAACAACCUAAUCACUUUCUUAAUCAAUUGAGAUAAUAAAACAAACAAAAUCAAUUAACAGAAAAGAAAUAGCAAAAUCAAGCACCUGCAAAAGAAAUCAAACAAAUCGAUUCAAAUGACUAUGAUUUCAAGGCAAUCAAUAAAAGACCACUUCCUGAUUAGACUACAGGAAUCAAACUUCCAAAAUCAAUCAAAGACAUAUAUCAGAUUGGACAAACUGCUGAUGAUCUGUAAGCCAAUGAUGAAUCCUUUCUUUUUAAAGAAGAGGCCAACUCCUAGUAGCCAGUCACUAAAAUUGACUUUGAUUGUCUCUUAAACAUAGCUGCUGGUUAAGUCGAUGAACAUACUAUGGCAGAAUUAGUUAAGAAUGUUAUUAUUGCCAAAAAGAAGGAACUUAAUAAUCCGUUGUUAAAUAGUUCCAUAGAAUAAUGCGAUGUAUCAGUUGAAGCUUAUCCUAUUAAAUAAGAUUAAUAUGUUCAGAUGUCCUCCAAAGCUUUGCCAAGUGUGUAAACUGUGUUGAAUGGAAUUCGAUUAGCCAAAAAUUAAUAUUAUUAAAGUCAAGAAAAAUUAGAAUGCAAAGCCAUCAUACGUUCACAUUUAGAAGAAUUAAUGUAAAUCUUGAUGCAAGGGUAUCCAGAAUAAUCUGGAAUGAGUUAAUCCCUUGACUUCUUACUCUCACUUAAUAAAUCAGAACUUGCCGUUCCAUACGAAGGAAUGAGCAAAUUGGAGUUACUCUACAUUUUUGUUAAUGAGUACAAGGCUCUUUAAAUGCUUGAAUAAGCUCCUUCCUCAUAAAAUCAAUUAAAUCAAACUAUAAGCAAGAGAUAUCUAAAACCUACAAAAGCAGCUUAAAUGAAGACAAUAAAAAAGAAAUGA
Molecule: messenger RNA, 1241 nt
Organism: Paramecium octaurelia
Lineage: Eukaryota; Ciliophora; Oligohymenophorea; Peniculida; Parameciidae
Source: the annotation of a GenBank genome assembly